UCAGGUUCUUACUCAUUCUUGUGUGUCUUGUGGUAGAUGACGCUACGUGUAUGCGACGUAUGUUAUGUUUGCUAUUAAGGUUAACCACGAGUUUUUAAAAAGAUGAGCAAAGGACUGAAAGGUGAGGCCACCACUGAUGGUAAUUCAAAAUGGUAUGAAGAAUAUCCUAAAGGAAAAGAACCAUGUAAACAUUCUAUAUCUGAAACUGAAAUAUCAAACUUGAAAGCUGAAGCUAAAAGAUAUUACGAUGGAGAAACUGCCGUGUUUCAAUUGAAAGAAUCAAAAUCUCGCGAUUCAGAGACAGCAUGGUUAAAAACAGCAUUAACACAGGGCACAACCUCUGACAAAGUUGCAGCUGCUAUUGUAUUAGUACAAGACAAUCCAAAAUACAAUUUAUCUAGAAUUACAAUGCUCAUUAAUCAAGUACGAAUAGCAAAGCACAAUCAAUGCAAUAUGGUAAUAAAAUCUUUAAAGGAUCUCUUUUUAUCUGACCUACUUCACCCUCAAUACAAACUACUUAAAUUUGAAGAGCAAAAUUUAAAUGAUAUUAAAAAAACAGACUCUGGUGAUACAGUAGUUACAACAGAUGCAUCAAGAAAAAAAUUAAUGGCACAUUGGUAUUUUGAAGACCAAUUAUGUGAACAAUAUGAACGUUUUGUUAUGUCUUUAGCCACUAUUGCAUCAGAUACAGUGGAUGCAAAUCGUGAAGCAGCAAUGUCUGUGAUAACAGACCUGUUGAUAGGAAAUGCUGAACAAGAACAUAAACUAUUGGAAUUGAUUAUUAAUAAAAUAGGAGAUCCAAGUGGUAAAAUAGGAUCUAAAGUUAUAUUUUGUGUAAAUAAGUUAUUAUAUGAACAUCCAAACAUGAAAAAUGUUGUAUUAAGAGAAGUUGAAAAAUUAUUGUUUAGAAAAAAUGUUGCACAACGUGCUCAAUAUUAUGCAAUCUGUUUAUUAACUCAAUUUCUUUUGAGUAAGGAUGACGAAAAAAUUGCUUCCAAUCUUAUUGAAGUUUAUUUUGCAUUUUUUAAAGCUUGUUUAAAGAAAGGAGAACCAGAUAGUAGAAUGAUGGGAGCAAUUUUAACUGGUGUAAAUAGAGCAUACCCAUUUGCAAAAAUAGAAUCAAAUAUACUACACACUCAUAUAGAUUCUGUGUACAAAGUUGUACAUAUUGGAUCAUUUAAUGUUUCAUUAAAUGCACUUAAUUUAUUAUAUCAAAUUACAGGAAAAGAUGAAGUCCAGUCAAAUAGAUUUUAUUGUACAUUUUAUCGAAAAUUACUAGACCCACAAAUUGGUGUAGCAAAUAAACGGGCACUUUUUCUUAAUUUAUUGUUCAGAGUUCUUCAAAAAGAUAAUAAAAUACAACGUUUAUACGCGUUUAUUAAAAGAAGCUUACAAAUUGCAUUAUAUUUCCCUGCAAAUAUGGCAUGUGCAAUUUUAUAUGUAAUAUCAAAAAUUUUACAUACGCGUAAGGAAUUAAAGGAUUUGUUGCUAAAACCUCAGAUUUGCAUUAAUAUUGAAAACGAAGAUUCCGGAGCCGAAGCUAGUUCUACAAGAUCAGAAACUAUUAAUGUAUGUGAGAAACCUAGUGGGAAUUCGGAAGACUCUAUUUUAUUAACAAAUGUUACAACUGGAGUUGAUGUAAAUGGAAUUAAAUCUGAAAUAAAAGUGGAAGGUGAUGUACAAAUUGAGUCAUGUAAACAAAAAAAAUACGAUCCCUUCUAUCGUAAUCCUCUUUAUGCUGGAGUAACUAAAGGUUUAAGUAACGAAUUGAUAGCAUUGUUUAAACAUUAUCAUCCAAGUGUUGCAUUAUUUGCAAAUACUAUUCUUGAAGGAAAACCAAUUAAUUACACUGGAGAUCCAUUAGAAGAUUUGACCUUAAUGCGUUUUCUGGAUCGUUACGUUUUCAAAAAUCCUAAAAAAUUGGAAGAUAAAAAAGUAAAAAAGAAAAACGAUCCCUUGGCUCAACGUGCAGGAUAUACACCUAAAGGUGUCAGGUGUAUUCCAGUCGAUAGUGUUUUAUAUCUUAACGAAAAGGAAGAACGUAUUCCCGUCGACGAAUUGUUUUUAUAUCGUUAUCUAAAAAAAAAGAAAGAGUUGAAAUACAAACCCAAGGUAGAAGAUGAUGAUGUUGAAAGUGUUAAUAGCGAAGAAUUUGAUGACAUGUUGGAUAGAUUAACGGACGGCAAAGAGUUUGAAGAUCUGGAUAUUGCAGCUGAUAUUCAAACUAAGAAAAUCAAGAAGAAAGAUGCUGAGGAAGAAGACGAAAAUUUAGAAGUUGGCAGUAUCGGUAGCGUGGCAAGUGAUGACUCUGAUGGUAUGAAUGAUUCAGACGAAAAUUAUACGGAUGAAGAACUACAAGAUUUGAGUGACAUUGAUAUAGACGAAGAUGACGAUUUAAGUGAUAUAGACUUUAAUGAAAACACAAACGACAAUGAAGAUAUUUUUGGUGAUGAUAAUAAAUUCAAUAAAAAGAACAAAGAAACAAAGAAAACAAUUCAGUUUAUGAAUAAACUGAGUAAAAAGUCAAAGGAAAUCGAUAGUAAUACAUUUGUAUCAGCAGAAAAAUUUGCAGAAAUGCUUGAAGAACAUAGUAAACAAAAAAAUAAACAUGGCGGUACAGAUAUGUAUAGUACUGCAGACGGUGCAAGUUUUAAGCAAAUAGAUUGGGAAUCGAAGCGUCAUCAAAAACUUAGAGGAUCAUUGAAUAAAAACAAACGAAAAGGCCCUAGAAUUGUUAAGAAAAACUCAAAAAAAAUUAAACGUUAAUUGUAA
Molecule: messenger RNA, 2772 nt
Organism: Hylaeus volcanicus
Lineage: Eukaryota; Metazoa; Arthropoda; Insecta; Hymenoptera; Colletidae
Gene: Noc1
Product: CCAAT/enhancer-binding protein zeta-like
Exons: 5
Coding region: 103-2766 (887 amino acids)
Cellular component (GO): nucleus
Source: RefSeq, a predicted model, not a curated record